UUUUGACCUGCGAGUGUGAAGCCGCGACUGCGGGAUAGCUAUUAGCGAGCGCAAAACGCGUGCGGGGCGAAUCAUCGUUGGCUUCUGAUAAACAAAUCUGAAUUCCUAAGAACUCUCUGCCUCUGCCUUCAGAUCUGCCGCUAUCUGUGACGAUGGAUGCCAUUGAUUCCGUCGUGGAUCCUCUCAGAGACUUUGCCAAGGACAGUGUUCGUCUUGUGAAGCGCUGCCACAAGCCUGAUCGCAAAGAAUUCACAAAAGUAGCAACCCGUACGGCUAUUGGUUUCGUUGUGAUGGGGUUUGUUGGGUUUUUCGUCAAGUUGAUUUUCAUUCCGAUCAACAACAUUAUUGUUGGCUCUGGUUAGGUUAGAUCGAAGUACGAUAAGGGGUGACCAGGUUGUAUCACAUACUAGUUCAUAGCUUCUAGCUCGAUUUGUCCUUAUCUUCCGUUAUUGAUUGAACAAGAACUUCAGAGCUUUUUAAUUUCAAAAUAUACGAGAAUUAUGUGAUUUUUCUUGCUAUUCUGUAUUAUUUUUCCAUGCUUAUUGUAUUGACAUCAAGCGUCUCA
This is a messenger RNA of Prosopis cineraria, 565 nucleotides long. RefSeq names its product protein transport protein Sec61 subunit gamma. Gene Ontology annotation, molecular function: transmembrane protein transporter activity. Gene Ontology annotation, cellular component: Ssh1 translocon complex; membrane. The coding region runs from base 153 to 362 and encodes 69 amino acids. Lineage: Eukaryota; Viridiplantae; Streptophyta; Magnoliopsida; Fabales; Fabaceae. The transcript has 3 exons. The record is from RefSeq and is a predicted model, not a curated record. Gene Ontology annotation, biological process: protein targeting; post-translational protein targeting to membrane, translocation.